GGACGCUUGGUCGCGGUUGCGUGAUCUUCUUGCUUGCCAACAUGAUCAGUGGGGUUAACUCUUAUCGCCCCCGCGCCUUGCAGCAAGGACUAUCUUCCGCGGCCUUUGUAGACGGGACUAUAAACGAAAUCCUUGAAAGAAAGGAGAACUUCUUCGG
Messenger RNA from Amoebophrya sp. A25, 157 nucleotides. The record is from the annotation of a GenBank genome assembly. NCBI's taxonomy places the organism in Eukaryota, Dinophyceae, Syndiniales, Amoebophryaceae.